AUGGCAAUCGAUCGCUUGGCAGCCAUAAGGGCCGGAGGUGGGGGUGGUUUUCAUGAUUCUUCCCGUGAAACUCCAGCAGUAGGACCAAGUCCAGAAAGUUUCACAUUGGCUGCACUGGAUGGCAGGGCACCAGACGACGAUUUCUCUGCGAUAUCGGCCAUCGAGGACCAGCUGGCCGGCUACAAGGCGGCUGUAAAGCACAUCUCAGAACUUCAUACACAUUCCCUUGGGCUCACAGAUGACGUUGCCCUUCAACAAGACACGGCGCAGCUCAACCAAGCUCAAACGGGAUCCUUCGAAAUAAGUAGCGACAUAAGGCGCCGUAUUCAAGCUCUACACAAUAAAGCCGAGAAGAGCAAACCGCGGAAUGUUGCCCUCGCUCAGCAUGUGGCACGGCUUCAGGAGAAGUUCAGAGAGUCAAUUCAGGAGUACCGAAGCAUGGAGCAAGGGUACCAGGCCCGUUACAGAGAGCGUGUUGAGCGGCAAUUCAGAAUUGUCAAACCAGAUGCCACCCCUGAAGAAAUUCGUACCGUCAUGGACGAUCCCGAAGCAGGCGCUCAGAUAUUCUCUAAUGCAGUCGCCACGUCAAACCGUUACGGAGAGUCUCGGGCUGCUUACAGGGAAGCCCAAGACCGGCACGCAGAUAUCCGUCGUAUCGAGCGUACCGUGGAGGAGCUUGGGCAUCUGUUCAAUGAGAUGGCUGUUCUUGUUGCGCAAGAUGACGACAAGAUCAAUGCCGUUCAGCAAACUGCUGCAAGAGUCGCGGAUGACCUCGAAAAGGGAGAGGCGGCGGCGCAAACGGCCGCCGAACACGCAGCAGCGGCGCGAAAAAAGCGCAUCUGGUGCUUCGUUAUUUGGCUCAUCAUCCUUGCAGUGGUUGCUAUUGCCGUGGCGGUGCCCCUCUCACAAACGCUCCACUGA
Cantharellus anzutake is the source of this 921-nucleotide messenger RNA. RefSeq lists its product as uncharacterized. Gene Ontology annotation, biological process: intracellular protein transport; exocytosis; vesicle fusion. The record is from RefSeq and is a predicted model, not a curated record. The transcript has 9 exons. Bases 1 to 921 code for a protein of 306 amino acids. NCBI's taxonomy places the organism in Eukaryota, Fungi, Basidiomycota, Agaricomycetes, Cantharellales, Hydnaceae. Gene Ontology annotation, molecular function: SNAP receptor activity; SNARE binding. Gene Ontology annotation, cellular component: plasma membrane; SNARE complex; endomembrane system.